Colletotrichum karsti is the source of this 2079-nucleotide messenger RNA. RefSeq names its product AMP-binding enzyme. The coding region runs from base 1 to 2079 and encodes 692 amino acids. Gene Ontology annotation, biological process: long-chain fatty-acyl-CoA metabolic process; long-chain fatty acid metabolic process. Gene Ontology annotation, molecular function: long-chain fatty acid-CoA ligase activity. Gene Ontology annotation, cellular component: endoplasmic reticulum; lipid droplet; plasma membrane. The record is from RefSeq and is a predicted model, not a curated record. The transcript has 4 exons. Lineage: Eukaryota; Fungi; Ascomycota; Sordariomycetes; Glomerellales; Glomerellaceae.
AUGUCGUGGACUCAGGGUAUCGCGCCCUUGUACCAGGUGCACAAGCCUCCCUUCACCGUCGAGGCUCCCGGGUACGAGCGCGUCGAGGGCGAGACCCUCCCGCGCCGUCACUGGAAGGCCAAGAACGGGCUCAGGACCCAACCGCACCCUGAUAUCCACACCAUGUACGACAUCAUCAAGCGAAGCGCCAACGUAUACGCAGACGAGCCCGCCGUCGGCACUCGUAAGCUCGUGCACCUGCACAAGGAGAAGAAGAAGGUCCCCAAGAACGUCGAUGGAGAGAUCAGGCAGGUCGAGAAGGAGUGGCAGUUUUUCGAGCUGUCUAAAUACUCCUACAUGACCUACGCCGAGUUCCAGACAUACAUCUUGCAGCUUGGCUCGGGAUUGCGAAAGUUGGGCCUGAGCAAAGGCAGCAGACUCCAUCUGUUUGCUACUACAUCCGCGAACUGGAUGGCAAUGUCCCACGCAUGUGGUUCGCAGUCCAUGUCCAUCGUUACCGCAUACGACACUCUCGGCGCAAGCGGUGUCGAGCAUUCGCUCCUCGAGUCCAGUGCCGAUGCCAUGUAUAUCGACCCCCACCUGCUCAAGACUGCAAGCGGGGGUCUCAAGAAGUCCGAAAACCUCAAGUUCGUCAUCUACAAUGACAACUGCAUAUUCACCCAGGGUUCCGAGGUGGAGGACUUCAAGAAGGCCAAUCCUGAUAUCAAGAUUCUGAGUAUCGAGGAGGUCCGCCAGCUGGGCGAAGACAACCCCGUGGAGCUCGUAGAGGCCCAGCCCAAUGAUCUCUUUUGCAUCAUGUACACGUCUGGCUCGACCGGUACGCCGAAAGGUGUCCCAAUGACCCAUGAGGGCAUGGUUGCAGCGAUUACUGGUCUAUACACCUGUGUCGAAGAGUCCGUCAGCAGCAACGAGUUCGUCUUGGCUUACUUGCCCCUGGCCCAUAUCUUCGAGCUCGUCCUCGAGAACCUCGUCCUGUUCGCCGGUGCCACCCUCGGCUACGGCAACCCGCGCACCCUGUCCGACACGUCAAUGAAGAACUCUGCUGGUGACAUGCGUGAGUUCCGCCCAACGGCUCUCGUUGGUGUGCCCCAGGUCUGGGAGACUGUCAAGAAGGGUGUCAUUGCGAAGGUUAACAGCUCGGGCAUGCUCAUCAAGUCCCUGUUUUGGGGCGCCUUCAACUACAAGAGCUUCAUGGUCAAGUAUGGUUUGCCGUUUGCGACAAUCUUUGACAACAUUGUCUUCAAGAAAGUGCGCGACCUCACGGGCGGACGUCUUCGCUUCACUAUGAACGGUGCGAGCGGCAUCUCGGACGGGACCAAGCACUUCCUUUCCAUGGUCGUCGCGCCCAUGCUUACGGGUUACGGUCUGACGGAAACGGCCGCCAACGGCGCUCUCGGCGACCCGCUCGAGUACACAUCCACUGCUAUCGGUCCCGUCCCUGCCGCUGUCGACGUCAAGCUUGUGUCCAUUCCGGAUCUUGGCUACUUCACCGACUCGAACCCGCCCCAGGGCGAGAUCUUGGUUAAGGGCCCCGCUGUGCUGAAGGAAUACUACAAGAACCCCGAAGAGACCAAGAAGGCGAUUACCGAGGAUGGCUGGUUCAAGACGGGCGAUAUCGGCGAGUUCGACGCCGUCGGCCACUUGAAGGUCAUCGACCGUGUCAAGAACCUCGUCAAGAUGCAGGGUGGAGAGUAUAUCGCCCUCGAGAAGCUCGAAUCCGUCUACCGCGGCAGCCACUUCGUCCAGAACAUCAUGGUCUACGGCGACGGCGAGCACUCCCGCGCCAUUGCCGUCAUCGCUCCCAACGAAAAGGUCCUGGCCGAGGAGGCGCAGAAGCUGGGCGUGGAUGAGCAUGACAUGCACACCAACCAGAAGGUCGUCGACGCCGUGCUUAAGGAUCUCGUCGGCGCCGGCCGAAAGGCUGGUUUGAGCGGACUGGAGAUUGUUGGCGGUGUUGUCCUGGUCGAGGAGGAGUGGACUCCCGAUAGCGGUCUCGUCACCGCCACUCAGAAGCUCAACAGGAGAGUCAUCAAGGACAAGUACAAGAAGCGUAUGGAGGAUGCUUUCCCCAAGAACUAA